This is a messenger RNA of Colletotrichum lupini, 3000 nucleotides long. RefSeq lists its product as uncharacterized. The transcript is spliced from 8 exons. NCBI's taxonomy places the organism in Eukaryota, Fungi, Ascomycota, Sordariomycetes, Glomerellales, Glomerellaceae. The record is from RefSeq and is a predicted model, not a curated record. Bases 1 to 3000 code for a protein of 999 amino acids.
AUGACGACUACUGCCUCUCAAUUUUUUUGGAACUUGGUUGACACGCCUUCCUCACCAAGUACCGAUUUAAGGAAGGCAGGAUUCAAGAGCCCCACGAAACCACCGUUCCUUCCCAGAAAGAAGAAAAGAGAGUCGCGAAUCUUAUCUCAUUUCUUCAAUUCACCCACUCGCCUCGACGGCCCUCGCUCCUUAGGCCUUCCUACCAUAUUUUCCCACGAACCUCACUCUAAUAUCGUCUUGCGAGCCCGGUCCAUUAUCAAUCCAGGAACUUCCGGCAGUCAAUCGUUAAUUGAAGUCAUCGAUGAGUCUACUUUUCACUUGAUUUUCCUUAGCUUCUCUGUUAUUAGAGACCCUCUCAGCUUCAUUCAGACAUGCAUUGAGCUACUACUCCGGAUCGUAUUCAGGUAUCUUCAGCUAUUAGAAAUAUCACAGCUCCCAAUCCCAACUUUCAGUCAUGCUAACACGCGGCACACCCAAAGGAUGGAUGACUUCAACGACGAUCGAGGCGAUCGCGCGUCUCUGCAUGAGCAGCUUGCCUUCUUAGCAUUGACGAAUGCAAUUGAUAAUUGGAACUCUCAGUGUCCCCAUCUCGCUACUCAGCUGGUAAACGACAAUGAUCAACAUCUCAUAACCGAAUGUUACAAGGCUCACUUGAUGCCGACAGCGCGUUCCUUCUGGUGGAAUGGAGAGAACGCCAAUAUAGCCACAUCUAUACUUCUGCCUAAGAUGUACCCUCUGCUCGAGAACAAUUAUUGGAAGCGUGACAGAUUGAAGGCUACCGACAUUCUCAGAACCUGGCGUCAAGACGCUGCCCGCCUUUUACCGUUUGACGAUGUCGACAACGAAGAGCUUGGAAACACACGUGUUGAAGAAGAGGAGGAAGAGAUAGAAGAAGACUCUGUCGAAGAGGACAGAGAUGUCCGAGGUCUUUCCCGCUCCCUACAGCAGUGUGGAAUGAACGACCAACACGAUACAGAAGAAGACACUGAAGACGUCAUUUUCGUUGCAGAACGACCCGCGACAAGCAAGAAGAGAAAGGCGGAGAGUCCAUUGAGCCCAGUCAUCACACCCAAGAGAGCGAAGCAUCAUCAAUCUGUCGACAAGUCCGUUUACGACGUCGAGAGCUCCGACGACGACAUCAUUGUGCGCCGCCGACGGCCCCUUGCGAAGUCUGCAGGUCUUCCUAGAGUAUGGCCCGCUGGAACGCUCAUCACACCUCCUCAAAGCGACGGAUCGUCACCCACGGUCUCAAUCGACUCUGAUAGCGACGACCAGGAGUCCCUUUCGAUAAGUAGACGUCGAGAUCGUCUUGUUACCUCGACCGACUCGGACAGCGAUGAUCAAGAGCCCCUUUGGAUGGGAAGACGUCGAGGCCGUCGUCUUUUUGAACGCAAGGAAUCGCCCAAGCCUUCGAUGGAGCGUCAGUCGCCACUCGGUCUCUCGCCCAUCCGGACCGUCGCGACUACCGAGCCAGUCGAAGCGCCCAAGGAGAAGCACAACUGUGUUGCGGCCCUCGAGGACCUUUUUGAUUCCGUCAAUAGAUCCCGUGAUCAGUUCACGGGAGAGGAGUGGGAGCAGGCGGAUCGACAAUUGAAAGAGAUGGGGAAGCGGAUGAAGAGAAUGAGCAAGAUGGCCAAGACUAAGAGAAUGGAUAGAACCCUAUCUGAUAGACUCUGGCACCUCAAUAAAGAGAUAGAUAGAAGAUGCUUCCAGAAAAUGCACGAAGUACACAGCUUUGAGAAUGGUGUCAACCCCUAUUUCAUCAGGACACAGAGAUCAAAUUUUUUGCAAAGGUGCUUCUGUCUGCGCACACACCAACCACUGUGGGACAAUGGCAAUUCUCCAUGUUAUCGAGCAAAGACCGAUUCAUUGCGAAACCGAGGAACGACGCCAAGCCCUACAGAACCCGAGUCACUGCGCUUAAACAAUGUUUCCAACCCAUUGUGUGCCACCCUUCGGGAACGUUUCAGCGAUCAAUUCUGUGGUGGUGCUAAGACCCCGGGUUUGUUUGCGUUUAGCUUCCCCCGCCCAUCCGCGCGUUACCCUUACGGUUACAUUCUCCCCCAAGGUAGCCUCAACCCUCCUUUUUCGUCUACCACACAUAGUAAUCUGCGCGGCAAAAAAUCUAGGAAUAUUCCAAACAUGGCAGAGUCAAUCACCGCAACAAUGGCCGCGAGUCGCAAGAGAUCAAGGCCCGAGGCAGAUACCACCAGUACCACCAGCUGCAAAGCAACACUAGCUUCCAUCAACUUCAACGACAGACCACCACACCCUACCACAAUCAUCUCACUACCCAAAAACGAAGACGAAGUCGAGACCCUCCUCGAAAAAACAAGCGCCCUCGCCGACGUAGUCUCCCACAACCGCAGUCUAGCCGUCUACACCGCCUUCGCAGCAACACCCAACCCCAAACGCGACCCCGUCGCCAUCGCCAAGAGGGAAGCUGACGUGCGCGAGCUCGAAAUGUACGACCGCUUCGAGCAGAUCGGCUGCCAGCCGCAACCCUGGAUGAAGCUCGACGUGCUCAAGGACGUGAAGCCGCUCGACAGGGAGAACAAGAAGACGGCGGCGCGGUACGAGGACAUGGCGUCCUGCGUCGACGAGGUGUGUGGCACAACGGGCGCAACGAAAGAGAAUGUGGCGUGGAUCGUGGAGAAUAGGGACAUUGUGCUGCCGCUUGUGAAGUUUUAUCUGAGGAUGAAGAGGGCGAGGAGGAAUCUUUCGGGCGGGCAGGCGAGUCUUUCGAGUAAUGAGCUGGCUGAGUACCAGACAGUACGCAAGAUUCGGAGCGUUUUGGGGGUGAGGAUGCAGAAGUUCCGGAUGGAGAAGGCUUCGGAGAGGAGGUUGAGGGGGUAUGAUGUUGUGCUGUUGAGGAGGCAGAAUGAGAUGAAUGCUAUUUUGAAGGGGCAGCGGGAUCGGGAUGGGCAGAGCGAGGACAAAGCGCCAACGUUGCUGAAGCGUAAUGGCCAGUAUAGUCAUAAGUGGCACAGAGUCAAGUGA